GUUUUGUCCAUCUCUUACUGUGAUUGUGCAAAGCUAAGAAUCGGUAGCAUUUUUCAGUAGCUACUGGGAACUCAAGUUCUUCGAUUUAUUUAACGUUUCUAUAUUUUGCAGUAUCGGUUGUUAUGGCGGAUCCCCGAGUACGACAAAUUAAAAUUAAGACCGGAGUAGUCAAACGACUCGCGAAAGAAAAGGUCCUCUAUGUGAAAGAAGCAAAACAGCAGGAGGAGAAGAUUGAGCGUCUGAAAGCGGAAGGAGGGGACGAGUACGUCAUCAAGAAGCAGGUGGAGGUCCUCCAGGAAUCACGCAUGAUGGUCCCCGACUGUCACCGGCGCCUGGCUACAGCACACAUGGAGCUUUCACAGUUAUUAGAAAUGGAAGCAGACCUGGGAGAAUUAGAAGAAUACAAAGAGGCCAGAAAUAUGCUGGAUUCUGUGAAGUUGGAGGGAUGAUUGUUUUCUCCUGGUAUUCAAACAGCUCUGUCCAUUCCAUUGAGUCAGAAUGUUUUUGUUUUUUUGUAUUUGUUGCAGAAUGAUUCUCCUACAUGUCUAUAAAUGAUUGUGCAAGCACUUCAAAUAAGAAUCAAAUAAAUGUUUUUUUCCUGUGUGA
Messenger RNA from Anguilla anguilla (European eel), 606 nucleotides. It is a transcript of the gene tbca, whose product is annotated as tubulin cofactor a. The coding region runs from base 123 to 449 and encodes 108 amino acids. The record is from RefSeq and is a predicted model, not a curated record. Gene Ontology annotation, biological process: tubulin complex assembly; post-chaperonin tubulin folding pathway. NCBI's taxonomy places the organism in Eukaryota, Metazoa, Chordata, Actinopteri, Anguilliformes, Anguillidae. Gene Ontology annotation, molecular function: beta-tubulin binding. Gene Ontology annotation, cellular component: cytosol; microtubule cytoskeleton. The transcript has 4 exons.